AUGAGACAGAUAAAUGUGAUUCUUCCUGUUCCCCUUGCAUCGUACCGCCCGUACGCGCUACUCGAGAACGGAGAGAGCAAAUCACUAUCCCUCAAAUCUCCUGCUGACUAUAAAUUAUACGAUAUGGCGGCAAACAUCUACAAAAAUAAAAUCUCGUCCUAUACUCUCCACUCAAGGCAAGCACUCGUCAACGACCAGCUCCAUAUCUUUGGCGGAUACGACGACGAAAAUAGAAUUGCUCGGUUAGAUGGCUGCAUGAUGACCGAAUUACCGGUGCGCUUGAUUUAUUCUUAUUCUUAUAGUCACGCCGCUCUUUCUGUUAAAACAGGAGAUAAAGCCAUCAUUUGCUUCGACGAAGUCAAUGAUCAAAACUGCGAGUGGUCGAAAAUUGGCUCUCUUUCAAAGGCUGUUGAAUAUCCAUCAGCAAUUAAUUUGGGAAACUCUGUCUUUGUUUUUCCUGGUUAUACUGCGGAUGAAAAGUCUUCAGCUGCAAUGAUCUUCGCAUUCUUAGGAUACGAAUCUUCAGUUCAAAAAAUAAGUUUAGGCAAAGGCUCCAGCUGCUAA
This is a messenger RNA of Oikopleura dioica, 564 nucleotides long. Lineage: Eukaryota; Metazoa; Chordata; Appendicularia; Copelata; Oikopleuridae. The record is from the annotation of a GenBank genome assembly.